Paramecium sonneborni is the source of this 959-nucleotide messenger RNA. The record is from the annotation of a GenBank genome assembly. NCBI's taxonomy places the organism in Eukaryota, Ciliophora, Oligohymenophorea, Peniculida, Parameciidae.
AUGCUCACUCUGAGAGAACUGUAAGAGUUACGAUAAUUAAAUGAUGAUAGAAAGGCAUUACCAGAUAGAUAUGGUAUAAGAUUUAAUUAUCCACUUUCUGCUAGAAAUGAAUAUAAUGGCAAAUAGACACUAAAUGCAUGGGAUCCCAUUACCAACAAACCUUAAACUCUUAUUAUUAAUAAUGGUUCUGAUCCUAUUGUAUUAGAUUUUAAUGUACCAAGAUAAGUAUCCCAAUUUAUUUAUUUUAGGAUAUUACCAAAAAUAUUGUAUUUUAGAAAGGCUUUCCUUUUAACAAUAAUUAAAUAAUUACUGUAAAACCUUAAAUCUAAACAUAAAAUAUAUCCACUAAUGAAUCUUAAAUCUCUUAUUCUUAAUAGCUUCCUUAAAAUUAUAUGCAUGAAUAUCAUCAUAGACAACGUUCUUAUUAACUCAAAAGCGUUGAAGAAAUUCUAAGACCUUGGAAAGCAAAAGAGAUUAUGUAUAACAGGGAAAUAAAUGCUUUAUAAGAUUAAAUUAAAAAAGGAAAUUAUACUAUGAAAAAUAAAACAACUUUGAAAGUUGAUAAUGUAGCCAAAAAAUUAGAUUUAUAAAAUUAAGUUGAAAAAUUAGAAGCCAUUUUAAAAAAUAAAGACGAAGAAAUUAGUAGAUUAAAAAUUUAAAGUUAAGAAGGAGCUGAUAAACUUAUUGAAAUAUCUUAAGAUAAUUUUACUUAAUUCAAUGACCAUUAAAUAGAAUUGCAAAAAUGGAAGCAAAAAUUUAAAGAGCUUAAUAAUUUAUAUCAUGAAUGCGAAGAAGAAUGUACCAUGAAAGAAACAGAAAUUGAAAGUUUAAAAAAAAGAAAACUCUCUGUCAUUAAAACUUAAACUGUAUCAAAAGUUGCAACUAAACCUCAAAAAAAUAUGGAUAGUCCAAGAGCUAUUAUUUCAACUGUAAGCGAUAAAGAUUCAGAUUAUUAUUGA